AAAAAGUUUGACGUGUAUCUUGUGCGAAAGUGUGCUCGUGGGGACUUCCGCGAGCAGAAGUGGAAGCCACGGAAAUGGAACUGCAGGCACGAAAGAAAAUUUAAAUUUUGAAUUGAAAAUCUUAAACUUGAAAAGGAGUAGGAGCUGACUUUUUGGAAAUUCGGAAAUUUUAGUUUUUCAUGUGUGAACAGUGUUGCAUUUAAAAAUGCGCUAAAGUGCAGAGUUUCAGAUUGUGUAUGGUGAACGAUCAGACCGCAAAACUAUCAAAUGUGGGUUUCAAUGAUCUAAAACAUAUUUGAAUGGAAAAUUAUAUUAUCUAAAAAACUUUCAUUGAUUACAAAAAAAAAAUAUUCCGUAUAUGCACGCCAUUUCGCUUUAUGAAGCAAAAUAAUUGAAACAAGUAAAAAAGUUUAACAGUCAUUAGAUAAUAAAAGUUAUAAAUUUUUUUUUUAAUUUGUAAAAAAAUUUUAAGAACUACCUUAACUUAACUAAGUGUAAAGUAUGCAAAAACGCCGCUGGGAAGUGCCUUAAAAAGUGAAAUAAAAACUCAAGAAAUAUUUGCUCAAAUUGACCACCCUAAUACUUUUACAUAUUUUAUGGAAUUUGCAAUAUUUAAAUUCAAGUUCAAAAACUAUGCAAAAAACGUAUCCAAAUUUGCUAAAUCAACAUUCAACCCUAAUGUAAAGAAUUGCAUGAAUCCAUGAAAUUUAUGCACGAAAAAGAAUUCUACAUUGUAGCAAAACCUUGACAACAACAAGAAAGAAACUCAACUUUGCUUAAAACAUUGUUUCUUCACUUCGCAAAAAACACCGUCGCUUUACCCAUUCUUCGUUGUUUUUUUUUUUCUUUCCUGGCUGUCACAUUUGACUUAAUGCCCAACUAUAAUAUUCGCUUUGUGCUCAAUAUUCGCUUUAGCUACAUUUUACGUUGUGCCCUAGUGAAUAUCAUUCAACAAUAGAUGCAACAACAUUCAAUGAUAACCGCCGCCAUCGCCGUCGCCGUUUAGUGUCUGUCCGAUGUUUAUGUUGUUUCCGGUAUAGUGGGUGCGUGUUUGUGUUUUUUGAGUCGUACGCGCGCGCGCGCUUGUGUUUGUGUGCGUGCGAAAACUUCAGUCUGCUUGACCGACCAUUCGUUCAUUCAUCGAUCAGCAAGACGCCAGUUUUAAGCUUAAUAUAUGGUAAUGGCAGAGAUUGGUGGCCAUUUGGCUCACCAGCUACCAAAUUUGCACAAUCACACACAAAGUGGAUUACAGCCGUCGCUGGUGAUGAAUCAUCACCUGGAAUUGGAUUGCCAUGGACAUGAUGUGAUAAAAAAACAACGUUUAUCACUUUGUGUGGGCUGUGGCGGUCAAAUUCACGAUCAGUACAUCCUGCGCGUCGCCCCCGAUCUGGAAUGGCAUGCGGCAUGCCUCAAAUGUCAGGAAUGUCGACAAUUUCUGGACGAGAGCUGUACGUGUUUCGUGCGUGACGGCAAAACGUAUUGUAAGCGUGAUUACGUUAGGUUAUUUGGUACAAAAUGUGAUAAAUGCGGUAGCUCAUUUAGUAAAAAUGACUUUGUGAUGCGGGCAAAAACGAAAAUCUUUCAUAUUGAAUGCUUUCGUUGUUCGGCGUGUGCGAAGCAACUGCUGCCAGGUGAUGAAUUUGCGCUACGAGAUGGCGGCAUUUUAUAUUGUAAAGAGGACCAUGAUGUUCUGGAGAAAUCUUCACAAAGUAGUCUAACGUCAUCUUCGAUAGAGAGCAACAACAAUAAUAGUAGUAGUAAUAAUAAUAAUACAAGUCUUAGUAAUAAUAAUCAUUCCAGCGAGUUGGGUUCAAUGUCAGAUUCUGGUAGCGAAUCGGGCUCAAGGGAAAAAAGACCUUCGGGUCCAUCGGACGGUAAACCGACAAGGGUGCGAACGGUCUUGAAUGAAAAGCAACUGCACACGCUAAGAACCUGCUAUAACGCUAAUCCGCGACCUGAUGCGCUCAUGAAGGAGCAGCUGGUGGAGAUGACUGGUCUAUCGCCACGUGUCAUACGAGUCUGGUUUCAAAACAAACGCUGCAAAGACAAGAAGAAAACCAUACAAAUGAAGCUGCAAAUGCAACAGGAGAAGGAGGGACGAAAGCUCGGUUACGGCGCCAUGCAGGGCAUACCGAUGAUCGCGAGCUCGCCGGUACGCCACGAUUCGCCGCUCAAUCUGCAGGGCAUCGACGUGCAAACAUAUCAGCCGCCAUGGAAAGCCUUAUCCGACUUCGCGCUGCAUGCGGAUUUGGACAGCAAUGGUGCGAUAAAUACGCAUACGCCCGCGUUUCAACAACUGGUGAAUCAGAUGCAUGGUUACGAUCUCAAUGGCAUGCCACCGCUGCCGCCACAUCAUGGACCACAUCCGCCACCGCCCGGCCAGCAAUUGAAUGGACCACCCAUAGGCAGCAUGGACUCGGGCAUUACGUCACAUCAUCACCCGGACAGCACUGACUCAUAUGUGACCUAUCUGGAGAGCGAUGACAAGUCCAAACUAGCUUUGACACCAACAUCGUCAAUGUCUUUGUCACUGUCGUCAUCGUCGUCACUAUCAUCCUCAUCGGCAUCAGCGGCCACAUCAGUCGCAUCGCCGCCAUCAGCCUCGAAUACAGCCAACGGAAGUUUGAGUGGAAUCGGAGUUGGAGUGGGCGCUGCAGCUGUAGCUGGUGGUGUAGCUUGUGCACUCAACACUGGACUCGGUCUGGGAGCAGGUAUGGGUAUGGGCGGUGGUGGCGUCAGCGGUAGCGGCAUUGGUGCCGCCUCAGCAAGCUGUGGCCAAGCACAAUCCGCAACGGAACAGCUGAUGCAAAUGUUGCAAAAGGUGACCGCUUCGCCAUCGCACGCAGUGCUGUGAAGGAUGUACGAGGAGUUCUGCCGUCAAGCCGGAACUCAGUGAAGCGCAAAGGGCAAAUGUGCAAUUCGGAAGUGGAGCAAGAAGAGGUGAUUAUUGGAAGGGGGAGCAGAUGAAGGAGAGGAUGAAAAGUGGCUUUAGCGAGGCCCACGGUUUGUGGGAAAGGCGCCUCAGUAUUAGCUUUACUUGCUGCUCAAGCGUGGAGUGUGAAACGUCGAAUGAGAGCCAUUGAGUAAGCUGCUGAGUGGGAGUUCUGAUGAAAUACUGCGCUACACAUUCUUCGCUGGAAAUAAAUUGCGUGCGAGCGCCUGAAAAUUUAUCAGCAUGCAAAUAUUUGAGCAAUAUUGUGCUUGUUACUGCAUACUUUUAGGCGCAUUCUUUUUUAAUUGUAUGUUCAUAUAUUUUUGAGUGUGAAUUAUUAGCGCAGUGUUUAAGAAAUUCCACCGCGGCUUUAGUAAAAAAUUAACUGUUGAUUUUAAUAACCAGUUGUGGUAUUUUUUAUGAAAUAUUUCAAAAUUCUCUAAUGAAAAAUGUGAAUUGUUUAAAAACUGUCAGAAGAAAUUUUGCACUAAGCCAUUUCAAAAUGGCUGCAAAUGCAAACUAUAAUGCUCACUCACUUGAAAAGUUCAUUAUUUGUAAAAAUUAGUUUAAAAUUAAAAAAAAAAAGAUCUAUAAAUGUAUGUGAGAGGUAAAAUAA
This is a messenger RNA of Rhagoletis zephyria (snowberry fruit fly), 3548 nucleotides long. RefSeq names its product insulin gene enhancer protein isl-1-like. Gene Ontology annotation, biological process: neuron fate specification; axonogenesis; positive regulation of transcription by RNA polymerase II. Gene Ontology annotation, molecular function: DNA binding; DNA-binding transcription factor activity, RNA polymerase II-specific. Lineage: Eukaryota; Metazoa; Arthropoda; Insecta; Diptera; Tephritidae. The record is from RefSeq and is a predicted model, not a curated record.